Messenger RNA from Asterias rubens (European starfish), 1354 nucleotides. RefSeq names its product mitochondrial carrier homolog 2-like. The coding region runs from base 88 to 1041 and encodes 317 amino acids. The transcript has 11 exons. Lineage: Eukaryota; Metazoa; Echinodermata; Asteroidea; Forcipulatida; Asteriidae. The record is from RefSeq and is a predicted model, not a curated record.
GACACACUGCAGUCGAUCUUGUGUCUGCUGCGCGGAAAGCUGAGUCUGAGAUUUGUCGACAACUUUUCAAGAAAUCCAGUCAUUAAAAUGGCGAAUAGGCAUUCUUCCCACCAAGACCCUUGGGUGCAACUGGCCAUAAAUGUUGGCCUCACUGCAGUGGCCCAGCCGAUGGGCUACGUAAAAACACUGAUUCAGAUUGGGUAUGAGCCUCUACCACCACAGUUAGGAAGAAACGCCUUCUUUCGCAAGACAUUACUUCUCCCUGGUGUCGCUGCUUACUCAAAGCACAUCUGGAAGGUGGAUGGAUUUCUUGGUUUGUACCGAGGGUUCGUACCGCGUCUAUGUGGAACCCUGUCAGGCUCAGCUGUGGCUAACAGGGUCUCUGAGAAAAUGGAUGAAUUUUUCCCAGUCACUGACCAAAAAGACUUGGAAGCCAUGAACAACAAAUCCAAGGGAACGGCCAAAAUAUCCAAUGCAACAUUUAUACAAGAGACAUGUAAGCUGACUGUCUCUCACAGCUGCGCCGUGAUUGUCACCCAUCCAUUCCACGUCAUCGCAGUACGCUCAAUGGUUCAGUUCAUUGGACGGGAAAGCAAAUACAGUGGCUGGAUAUCGCCCUACAGUGAGGUAUACUCUGAAAGUGGUAUUACGGGAUUUUUUGUAGGUUUAGUCCCAAGACUCUUGCAAGACGUUCUGACGCUUUGGCUUGCCAGAACUCUCUACCAACUGUUCAACAGUCUCCUUUUACACGAUAAGAUGUCAAACAUCUCAGAGCUGAGGAGCUAUGCACACGCCAUAACUGGAUUUAUCGCUGGAAUUGUUACAUACCCAUUGGGGUUAGUCAGCAACAUCAUGGCCGUUAAUAACUCUGGGCUGGCUGCUGGGUCUCUACCAUUUAUGCCUGUUUACUCCAACUGGAUUGGAUGCUGGGUAGAUCUUAGAGGAAAGGGUCUAUUAAAGCGUGGAUCUAGCAUCCUGUUCCGCAAGUACGAACCGAGUAAGAUGACCAUGUCUCCAAUGCCACUGACACCCCUGGAUUGAUAAAGGUGUGGACAAAACACAGACUAAUUUAUGUAAAUCAUUUAAGUGCAGUAUAAUCCAGAAUCACUGUCCUUGGACUAUUUUUUGAAAAUGCCUUAGAUUGGUGAAAAGGCAUAUUAGUUGGUUCCUAUUUAAUACUAUUACCUUUGAUUUGAAGAUCACUGGUCCUUUUCAGAAUUAUUGCAACUCAAACAGAGAGUUUUAUGUGUGAGGAGUUUUAAAUUCUACUUGUUUACAUGAUGUUACUGCAAACCUUACUAGAUUAUUUCUCCACCAUGCUAAGUUUCAAAUCCUACUCAUGUACAUGGUGUUA